AUGAUAUUAGAAGCGCCAAACGUCACUGAUCACCUCGGACCCGUGACAAUUGAAUCGUUAGGGUUGCCUAAGUUCUUUGACUGUCUGCAGAACAAAACCAACUUAACAAGUGUAGUUGGGUACGCGCCCGGAGUAGCUAGUGUUAACGUUAACGUUUCUAUGACUGAGCUAGGUGACUAUAAUCAGACAUUGAUCGACGAGUGCUGCGACACUAAUAGCUUCAGUCUCACUCAAUUCGACUACCUAGUUUUCAGGGAGAACUGGGACGACGAUUAUAUGCCGAUCGCUCAAGCUGGAUCCGAUCAAACUAUAGUGAGGAGCAAUAUUGUUGGCGAGAUUGGGAGUGCCAAUCCCGAGAUUAACGGCGUUCUUAGUCCAGCUGGUACGACUGGCGACGCUGAUUGGCUCAUGAAACGGGGCACUAACAUGGUUAUAAACUUCCAGAGCAGUUCAUAUCAGGGACAGACAGUGUGCAAUGCUUUUACGGACGUCUGUGUAAAUAGAUGUAAAGCUACUAAUGCCAUAGGUACUUCUACCACACGCAGUGGGAUCAACCAUGCUGGUGGUUAUUCUCACCAUCAGUGCACUUAUAAGGGACGCGAUGACUACAAGCAGGUAAACAGUGUCCAUCAUAAGAAUACUAUGUACUGGGCUUACGGCGAUGCGUCACACUGGUUGUAUUCUGGCGGUAUGUCCACGUCUAAUAUGGGCAAUUACUAA
Molecule: messenger RNA, 720 nt
Organism: Saccharomyces mikatae IFO 1815
Lineage: Eukaryota; Fungi; Ascomycota; Saccharomycetes; Saccharomycetales; Saccharomycetaceae
Exons: 1
Coding region: 1-720 (239 amino acids)
Source: RefSeq, a predicted model, not a curated record